This is a messenger RNA of Acytostelium subglobosum LB1, 1122 nucleotides long. RefSeq lists its product as hypothetical. The transcript has 2 exons. The record is from RefSeq and is a predicted model, not a curated record. Gene Ontology annotation, biological process: pyruvate decarboxylation to acetyl-CoA. Gene Ontology annotation, cellular component: pyruvate dehydrogenase complex; mitochondrion. The annotation marks the transcript as partial. NCBI's taxonomy places the organism in Eukaryota, Evosea, Eumycetozoa, Acytosteliales, Acytosteliaceae. Gene Ontology annotation, molecular function: acyltransferase activity.
AUGUUUAACAGUGUUGUAUUGUUAAGGAAGAGUAGUAGAUUGAUCAAUCUCUCAAUCUCAAGAUGCACUUACUCGACUGCGGCAGCAUCAGCAACAGGUGGACAUGAUGACUUUAUGUUUCCAUCAGUCAGGAGAUUGUUGACAGAGUAUAAUCUGAACUAUGGACAGGUUAAACCAUCUGGUCCACAAGGACGACUGCUCAAGGGUGAUGUUCUCCAAUUCAUCACUGCCAGUAACCUCAAACCUGCUGAUCUAUUCAAAUUGGCACCAACAUCAUCUACAUCAUCACAGCAGCCAGCAACACAAUCUGCUACUGCUGCUACUGCUACUGCUACUACCUCCACAACUUCAACACAAUCAGCCACCACAACAACAACAUCAUCAAAGACAGUAAAGCCACCUCAAUUCGAGGAUAUUCCACAUAACAACAUCAGAAAGGUGAUUGCUACAAAGCUGACACAGUCCAAGCAGACUGUGCCUCAUAUGUACAUGACAGUUCAAUGUGAGAUUGACAAACUACUCUCACUAAGAACUGUACUCAAUGCCACAUCACCAACCAAGAUAUCAGUCAAUGAUUUUGUUAUUAAGGCAUGCGCAUUGGCUCUUAGAGACGUGCCAGCUGCCAAUGCAAGAUGGGAUGAGAAGACAGGUACCACAGUGCCAAGCAAGUCAAUUGAUGUAUCAGUGGCCGUCGCCACAGAGAGAGGAUUGAUCACACCAAUCGUCACCAACACUGAUAUGAAGUCAUUGGGCGCGGUGGCCACAGAACUGAAGGAUCUGGCGGGCCGUGCACGCAUUGGCAAGUUGAAGCCCGAGGAGUUCCAGGGCGGCACGUUCUCCGUGUCCAACUUGGGCAUGUUUGGCAUCACUCAUUUCAACGCCAUCAUCAACUAUCCACAGGCUGGCAUUCUGGCCGUGGGCGGAGGCCGCAAGAUCAUCAAGAACAAGUCCCUCACACUGGACGAGCUGGACGCAGCCACCGAUGCCACUGGAUUGUUGGCAGGUGGUACCGGACCAUCCGUUAGCAAUGUGAUCGACGUCACACUCUCUGGUGACAACAGAGUGUUUGACGAUGAGAUUGCCGCCAACUUCUUGGAUACCUUUAAGAAGUACAUCUCCAAU